Castor canadensis (American beaver) is the source of this 5096-nucleotide messenger RNA. NCBI's taxonomy places the organism in Eukaryota, Metazoa, Chordata, Mammalia, Rodentia, Castoridae. The record is from RefSeq and is a predicted model, not a curated record.
UUCAAUUCUGGCAACACCCUUAUGAUCAUUUCCAUUAUACAAAUGAGGAAGCUGAGGCACGGGAGGCCAAAAGUAUGCAAAGUCUAGAGCCAUAAUUCAAACCCAGGUGGUUCACCUCAGAGCCUAUUAACUGCUCACAAGUGCAGAAGAGGACAAAGGAAUUGGGGCUAGGUGGCUUUUGAAUUCCCUUCCAUAUCCACAAAUCUAAGCUUCCAUACCACAUUACAAGUAAGAGAGUCUCCAUUUGCGUACCCAGUCCCCAGCACCACGCUUAUUACAGUGGACAAGCUCAAUAAACACUUGUCAAAUGAAAGAAUGUUUCAAGUCAAUUUAUAGUGAAACCCUCUGGGACAAAUCAAAAAAAACCUAAAAUAUCAAUUCAGUUGGCCUUCAAUAACCUAUAUUUUGCCUCAAUGAAGCUCAGAAAGGGGCUUAAGGAACUGAGAAAAAAAGUCAUCCUAUCAGAAUUUCAUUGCAAUGUUAAUUUAAAGAUCAUUCAUCUUUCUAACAAAAACAAAUGGGCCCAUGAGAACUAGAUUUCUUACCUAAAUGGCAAAGUGUCCUCAGCCUAUCAGAAAGUCUGACAGAGGAAAGAAAAAAGGGACACAGAGAGGAAAUGAACCGAGACAACAUCACCUCACAGAAACAGGAAGGAACCCCCCCAACACACACACACACACCACUGACAUCCUACGGGUGCAAUUGCACAGUCGAGAAGAACUUACAGCUGCCUUUAGAAGCAGGGCUGGUGGCUGCAAGGGAAGACAAGCAUAACGAUGCAUUAGGACUAGCGGUCACCUCCGGCCUGCCUGCCCAGGGAAAGGGCGAGAAGACCAGGGACACAAGAGGCUCCAUCCAGUAUGGUUCUGCCCUUGGGUUCAGCGAACUGUGAGUCCCAUAGUGUCAGACACGGGCAGGAGCACGUCCUUCAAGUAGAGUUAUGACAAGAAGUAAACUGACCAGCAGUACACUGAAACACUGGUGGGAUUGUUCUCCGAUCCAGAGCUCCAACAUUCCUGGGGAGAAAAUGUGGACGAGGAAUCUUAUGGCAAGGGCCUUAUAUGACAAUGUCCCAGAGUGUGCUGAGGAGCUGGCCUUCCGCAAGGGAGACAUCCUGACUGUCAUAGAGCAGAAUACUGGAGGACUAGAAGGAUGGUGGCUGUGCUCCCUUCACGGUCGUCAAGGCAUUGUCCCAGGCAACCGAGUGAAGCUUCUGAUUGGUCCUGUGCAGGAGACCCCCUCCAGUCAUGACCAGUCUACUUCUGGACCAGUGCACCAGACCUUUGGCCAACAGAAGCUCUAUCAAGUGCCAAACUCACAGACAGCAUCUCGUGACACAAUCUACCAAGUACCACCUUCCUACCAGAAUCAGGGAAUUUACCAAAUACCCACUGGCCAUGGUACCCAAGAACAAGAUGUGUAUCAAGUGCCACCAUCAGUACAGAGAAACAUUGGAGCCACCAAUGGUCCUCACUUAAGUAAAAAGGUGAUAACCCCGGUGCGAACAGGCCAUGGCUAUGUGUACGAGUACCCAUCCAGAUGCCAAAAGGACGUCUAUGAUAUCCCCCCUUCACAUACCACUCAAGGGGUCUAUGACAUCCCUCCCUCAUCAGUGAAAGGUCCUGUGUUUUCCAUUCCAGUGGGAGAGAUAAAACCUCAAGGGGUAUAUGACAUACCCCCCACUAAAGGAGUCUAUGCCAUUCCACCAUCUGCCUGCCAAGAUGAAGCAGGGCCUAAGGAAAAGGAAUACGAUUUUCCCCCUCCAAUGAAACAAGCUGGAAGGCCAGAUAUCAGACCUGAGGGGGUUUAUGACAUCCCCCCAGCCAGCACCAAGCCAGCAGGGAAGGACCUUCACAUCAAAUGCAACUGUGAUACUACAUUUGCCCCUGAACCCGUGGCACGAAGGCCCCAGACCCUUUCCCCACACCAUUUGCCCCUGAAGCUGGGACAGUCCUCAGGCACUCAGAAUGAUGCUUAUGAUGUCCCCCGAGGAGUCCAGUUUCUGGAGCCACCAGCAGAAACCAGUGAGAAAUCAAACCCUCAAGAAAGAGAUGGUGUUUAUGAUGUCCCUCUGCAUAACCCAGCAGAUGCUAAAGACUCUCGGGAUAUGGUAGAUGGAAUCAAUCGACUGUCUUUCUCCAGCACAGGCAGUACCAGGAGUAACAUGUCCACGUCUUCCACCUCUUCAAAGGAGUCCUCACUGUCAGCCUCCCCAGCUCAGGACAAAAGACUCUUACUGGAUCCAGACACAGCCAUUGAGAGGCUUCAUCGGCUCCAGCAGGCCUUGGACAUGGGUGUCUGUAGCCUAAUGGCACUGGUCACCACAGACUGGCGGUGUUAUGGAUACAUGGAAAGACACAUCAAUGAGAUCCGCACGGCGGUGGAUAAAGUGGAGCUGUUUCUGAGGGAGUACCUCCAUUUUGCCAAGGGAGCUGUAGCCAAUGCCUCCUGCCUCCCAGAACUUAUCCUCCACAACAAAAUGAAGCGGGAGCUCCAGAGAGUGGAAGACUCCCACCAGAUUCUAAGUCAAACCAGCCAUGACUUAAAUGAAUGCAGCUGGUCCCUGAAUAUUCUGGCCAUUAACAAGCCCCAAAACAAAUGUGAUGAUCUGGACCGGUUUGUGAUGGUGGCCAAGACAGUGCCCGAUGACGCCAAGCAACUAACCACCACCAUCAACACCAAUGCAGAGGCCCUCUUCAGACCAGACCCUGGUAGUUUGCAUCUAAAGAGUGGACCCGAGAGUAUCAUGAACUCAACCGAGUACACACACACCAGCUCCCAGAUGCAGCUGCUGAGGCCUGGUGACUAUAAGAUGCAGGCCCACAGCAAGCCAUUGCUCCCUAUGCUGGGUAAAGACCAGCCUCCAGACUGCAGUAGCAGCGAUGGCUCUGAAAGGAGCUGGAUGGAUGAUUAUGAUUAUGUCCACCUACAGCUGAGUCAGUUCCAGCUGUUGGAACAAGAAAUCACCAAGCCCGUGGAGAAUGACAUCUCCAAGUGGAAGCCCUCACAGAGCCUCCCGACCACAAACAGCAGUGUGGGUGCUCAGGACCGGCAGUUGCUUUGCUUCUACUAUGACCAGUGUGAGACCCAUUUUAUAUCUCUCCUCAAUGCCAUCGACGCCCUCUUCAGUUGUGUCAGCUCAGCCCAGCCCCCUCGGAUCUUCGUGGCCCACAGCAAGUUCGUCAUCCUCAGUGCACACAAACUGGUGUUCAUUGGAGACACGCUGACAAGGCAAGUGACUGCUCAGGACAUUCGCAACAAAGUCAUGAACUCCAGCAACCAGCUCUGUGAGCAGCUCAAGACUAUAGUCAUGGCAACCAAGAUGGCCGCUCUCCAUUACCCCAGCACCACUGCCCUGCAGGAGAUGGUGCAUCAAGUAACAGACCUGUCCAGAAAUGCCCAGCUGUUCAAACGCUCCUUGCUGGAGAUGGCAACAUUUUGAGAGGAAAAAAAAAGAGAGAGAACUGAGAGAAUGGGUUAUUAAGGAAAACUGGAAAUACUAUCUGGUUUUUGUAAAUGUUAUCUAUUUUUGUAUAUAUUUUAUAUGAAAAUGAAAUAUUUUAACAUUUUAUAAGUUAGAUAACGUUCAGCGAUUCAGGGAGCUGGAAGGGGAAAUCACUUUUCCCUGUGUGGUUCUUAUGUAUACACAUAAGUAUCUAAGACAUAAGCUGUACAGAAACUUGCCCAUGUGCCUGUGUACGCCUGUAUACUCAUGUUUGUUUGUAGAUGUUUGUCUGAUACAUUCCAUUAAAAAAACAUGAAUUAAGAAGCACCUUAGUAAGCACCCCCCCCAAAUGCUGCAUUUCGCUUUUUAUAGAAUAUAUUCCAGCUGGUUAUAAUAUUGCUCUGUAUGUAUUAGUGAUGAUUCUGAGCCUGACACACCCAGAUUUGCAAGUGUUCACCUCCCACAUGAGGCAUGGUAUGGCUUAUUCUUGUUUCAAAGCAUCUUUCAAAACUGACUGUCCUGUACACAUUAUAACAAAACAUCCCACUUUUGGUUGAAAAAGCCCUUUUGGAGAGCAUGUGUCAGGAGUUAGAGAGAGGAGAGACACAUGUACUGUGUUAAUUGGCCAUGUCCACAGUUGAGAUUGGGUUGUUUCAACAUUGAGAGGAAGCUACAAUAAGAAGAGAACACCCAUGUCCCUAGGCUAUCGGAUCUGCAUUUGGGAGUGAUUCAGCCAUGAGGUUUUCCAAAUGAUGUUUUUAGAGUUGUUUUUAAAAAAAACAUAUUGUUUGCAGCAGGAAUUCAUAAAGACACAUCAGACUAUGAUUAUCCACAAAAAGGAGGGACUGUUCCUUCUGCCAGUUUUAAGUAGAGGCUUUUCUGAGUCUUUCCGUUCUCUUAGGUACUUCUACUCCCAUUACCUGAGGGAAACUGGCCAGUUCCUCUGUCAUAGAACAUUAAAGCCACCAGGCCAUAACCUGCUCUCUUCACUGCUUAGUGCAGCUCUGACACUCAAAGCAGCAGCAAAGUCCAUCCAGUCUUUACAACUGUGUGGUCAACAACCUUAUAGAUAAGCCCUACCUCUAUCUUAUAGCUAGCCACAGCAUCUGGCCACAGUCUGUGUCCUCACACCUGUUAUGUGGACAGAGCACAGGCGCUAACUAUCACAUUUAUCAUGGGCAGGUGAAGUACUUCAUACCCGGUAGGUAGAUGCAUCCCUGUAUAGCCAAGUCAAGGAGCAUGUUUUCAGUAGUCUUUUAGUCCAUGGAAAUGGUUUCCUUUCGGCCUACUUGAAAACAUAUUUUUAUCUGCAAUAUAUGCCUCAACCAAACGAAGCUUGCAAAUUAUCAUAGAAGGUGCUUUCAAAACAACUGCUAUUGUAAUUCUCAAUGUUCUGCACUGCAAAAGAUUAUUACAGUUGUAUUGUUCUAUGACAAGUAAGUGUGUGUGGAGGAAGAGGGUUGCUGAACAACACUUGAAGAAGUAAAAAAGUGUGUCCUUGUAAAUUUCAUUGUAUGAUGCAUUUUUCUUAGGAGAUGAUGGAUUUUACUAAGCUAAGUGGUGACAUUUCACAUUUUCAAAACCAAAUGUUCAAUCUCUAUCAUUCUCUGUCAUCUUGUAUGUAAUGGUUGUUUUUAAAUCAUUAAAUUUU